Molecule: messenger RNA, 3148 nt
Organism: Xenopus tropicalis (tropical clawed frog)
Lineage: Eukaryota; Metazoa; Chordata; Amphibia; Anura; Pipidae
Gene: tmc2l
Product: transmembrane channel like 2 like
Exons: 20
Coding region: 1-2664 (887 amino acids)
Biological process (GO): monoatomic ion transmembrane transport; calcium ion transmembrane transport
Cellular component (GO): membrane; plasma membrane
Source: RefSeq, a predicted model, not a curated record
AUGAUAAAAAAGCAAAGUCACAUGGAGAGUCUAAUGGUGGAGGUGGGAAUAGAUAUUGAUGGGCAGGUGGAGAGUACUGAGAGUGACAGUGAUGAUUCAAGUUCCAGACGCAUUUCAAACAGUCGUCACGUGCGCUAUUUAAAAAAAAUAAAAGACGAAACUGAGGAAAGUGAAAGCGAUGAUGAGGAGAUUUCUAUACCAAAAAGGAAAAGAAUAGCCAGGAAAAAAACAGUUAGAAGAAAAGGAAGAGAAAAUGAUGACGAAGAAACAGAAAGUGAGGAUGAAGAUGAUGUUGAGCCACCUACUAAUAAGGGGAGAGCCAGAAAAGAUAAGAACGGCAAUGACAACAAGAAAGUGAAACAGGAAGUGAAUGGAAAAGGAAAUUCUAAAAAUCAAAAGAACCAGAAAAAGAAAGGGAAAAAAAGCAGUUCUUCAUCAUCUUCAUCAAGUUCAGAUGAAGAUAGUAUGUCUGAGAGUGAAAGAGAAAGGCUGAUGGAGAAUAUUGAAGAAAAGAAAAAACUGGUUUCCACUAUUAGAAGCAAACCUUGGCGCAUGAGGAAAAAACUUUCCCAUAUCAGGGAAGCUCAGGAUUUUAUAGAAAAAUAUGAGGGUGCAUUGGGAAGAGGAAAAGGGAGAAAGCUGUAUGCAUAUAAAGUCAUGAUGGUCAAGAAAUGGAUGAAGUUUAAAAGAGAUUUUGAGAAUUUUAAAACAGCGUGUAUUCCAUGGGAAAUGAAAAUUAAAGAAAUUGAAAGUCACUUUGGAUCCUCUGUGGCAUCAUACUUUAUUUUUCUUAGAUGGAUGUAUGGUUUGAAUUUAGUCCUUUUGUCCUUGGUAUUUGGCCUGAUCGUUAUUCCAGAGCUCUUGAUGGGAUUACCAGCUGGAAGCAUACCAAGAAAAACUAUACCAAGAGAUGAGCAAGCAACUUCACUGAACUAUGGUGUGCUCACUGAGUUUGGGGGAAUUUUAAAGUACUCAGCUCUCUUCUAUGGCUACUACAAUAACCAACGCUCUAUCGGCUUCCUAAAAUAUAGACUUCCUCUGGCAUAUUUUCUCGUUGGUGUAGGUGUUUUUGGAUACAGUCUAAUUGUUGUAAUAAGAACAAUGGCAAAGAAUAUCAAUGAAAGCACUUCAGAUGGGGAUGAUAAUGAAUUUUUGUUCAGUUGGAAAAUGUUUACAAGCUGGGAUUACCUCAUAGGAAACCCUGAAACUGCAGACAACAAGUUUGCAUCAAUAACAACGAGUUUUAAGGAAUCUAUUGUGGAUGAACAGGAGAAUACAAAAGAAGAAAAUGUUCACCUGCGGCGUUUUCUAAUAUUUCUAGCAAAUAUUCUCAUUUUAAUUUGCCUGGGGGGAAGUGGUUAUCUUAUUUAUUUUGUUGUAAAGCGGUCACAGCAAUUCAAGAAAUUAGAUAACCCAAGCUGGUACCAGAAUAAUGAGAUAGAAAUUGUUAUGUCUCUGCUAUCAAUGUUUUGUCCUCCACUUUUUGAAACCAUUGCUGUUAUGGAAGACUAUCACCCUAGAUAUGCCUUAAAAUGGCAGCUUGGGAGGAUAUUUGCUCUGUUUCUGGGAAAUCUCUACACAUUCUUGUUGGCUUUAAUUGAUGAUGUGAAUUCAAAGUUGGCUGAAGAAGCGGUGGUUAAAAACACGACAAUGGCGAUUUUAGCCAAUUAUACAGCUAUGCACAAUGAUUCUGCAAAUCCAACUAUGGCUCCAGCAGAUGUCCCCAGAGGUCCAUGCUGGGAAACAACUGUAGGCAUUGAGUUCGUAAAACUCACUGUGUCAGAUACAGAAGUGACUUAUAUAACGAUUCUUCUGGGAGAUUUUGGUCGUGCUCUUAUUGUCCGAUUCCUGAACUACUGCUGGUGCUGGGAUCUGGAAGCUGGCUUUCCCUCAUAUGCUGAAUUUGACAUCAGUGGCAAUGUCCUUGGACUCAUUUUUAAUCAAGGCAUGAUCUGGAUGGGCUCCUUUUAUGCCCCUGGAUUAAUUGGUGUGAAUGUCCUACGUCUUUUAUCUUCCAUGUACUUACAGUGUUGGGCUGUAAUGAGCAGCAAUGUCCCACACGAACGUGUUUUCAAAGCAUCCAAAUCAAACAAUUUUUACAUGGGGCUUUUGUUACUCGUUCUCUUCAUGAGCUUGCUUCCAGUUGCAUACACCAUCAUGUCUCUGUCUCCCUCAUUUGACUGUGGACCUUUCAGUGGAAAGAAUAGAAUGUUUGAUGUAAUUCAAGAGACCAUUGAGAAGGAUUUCCCUAAUUUUGUCAGUAAAAUUUUUGGCUACGUGUCAAAUCCAGGGAUCAUUAUAGCAGCUGUACUUCUUAUGGUCUUGGCUAUUUAUUAUCUUGAUGCUAUAUCUAAAGCUUACAAGAAUGCCAAUAUUGACUUUAAGAAGAAAAUGCAGGCUAAACGAGAGGAAGAAAAGAAUAAAAGAAAUAAUACAGUUACAACCAAUGAAACCAUGAAUGAUUUAGAAGAACUGCUGCCCCCUAGUGUCAGAGAGGAACUGCGGAAGAAGAAUGAACAAGAAAGCAAUAUGGCAGUAAAAAACGAGCCAACAAGCAAGUCUGCUUUGCUGACUGUACCAACAUCAAGUGUACCACGUGUGGCUGUUACAAAGCCACCAGCACCAAAGCAGCCUACUGUGCAACAACCAAAAGGAAAAGGAUAAAACCAUCAGUGAUUAUUAAAUUAUUUUAUCAAGUCCUGCUGCUUUAUUAAGUUUUAAAUCUGUUUACCUGUCUGCUACAUUGACAUUGUUGUGAACAUGUGUUUAUUGUUAGUGUUUAGCUAGACGUACGACCAAAAUGUUGGGUGUCCCCCAGUAAAAUAGGCCGCUAAGUUUUUUCCCCAGACGACUGCUCCUGUUAUGAGAAAAGUGCACCGUCCUGUGGAAAAAAGCUCUCUCAGCGCCCCGCUGGCAUUUUACUUACCUUCCUACCAGCAUCCGAGGUGUCCCUUGUGCAAAUGCCUGUUUGAACAUUUGCAGUGGAUUAAACAUAGCGAGAUCUACUCUACUGCACAUGUGCUAAUGCCAAGAGCUAAAGUAACAGGAUACCAGUGCAGCACCUAGGCAGUGAGCAAUGGCUCAUGGAAAAACUUAGCAAUCUAUUUCACUGGGGGGGGGGCGCAUAGUGAGCGGAAUUUUCUGGAAG